CUCGGAGUACAAAUUUAGAGGAAAUUCGAGUAGAUGUGACAUUUCCAUGCUACUACAGUAACUAUUGACUAUAACUACUUCCAACUUCUCACCGGUACUGAUUUGCGAUGGAUUUUAAUAAGCCAAGCCAAACGUAACAUAUCGAUAGAUGGUGUAGUAUCAAAUAAUUGAAAAAUGAAUGCCAUCUACAGACUGUUUAAUAUUAAGUGUGCUGCAUGUGAAUCACAAAAAAAGACUUCAACCAUUCCCAAACCAGAUGUCAUUGACAGCAAAAUAAAAGAUCAAACUGAAGAAACACAAACCCAGGAUGAACUUGAAAAGAACAAACAGCACAAGAGACAGUUACACAGUAUGACAAUGCUUGUGACAGCCAUAGGAUGCUUCAUAUUUCCUCUCACAAACACGUUUAAAUCUCGCAUUGUUGAGCAUCGGGUCCGCUCUUCAAUAUCAUUAGGCAUAGUAGGAUUAGUGUUUUACACCCAGUCUCUGUAUAGUUUUUAUGGAAUCAAUCACCCACCUCUAAAACUUCUGUACGAAAAUCCAAAAGAAUACAACAGACUGGACAACGAGAAUCUGAAAGUUUUAAUGAAGGAAUUGAAAAAUACUUACGUAAACUUAUAUCAAGAAAUGAAAAAGAAAAUAAGUAAACCAACAGAUGAAGCUGAUGAAAAGAAAUGAUGUGUGUUACAGUUGUUGAUGUAGCUUUGUAUUUUUUAUUAAAAUUAUCUUAAAUUGACAUCAAAUAAAAAUGAAAUCCAUC
Messenger RNA from Magallana angulata, 760 nucleotides. RefSeq lists its product as uncharacterized. The transcript has 3 exons. NCBI's taxonomy places the organism in Eukaryota, Metazoa, Mollusca, Bivalvia, Ostreida, Ostreidae. Bases 175 to 678 code for a protein of 167 amino acids. The record is from RefSeq and is a predicted model, not a curated record.